AUGCGUAGAUCAAAUCUUGUUUUCACUAUCGCUGCACUUUCAGGAUCUGCUUCUGCUUGGGUUAAGGAUAUUGAUAUUAAUAAUCCUCCUUAUAAAGCCGAUCCUGGUUCGUAUGGUUAUAAUCAAUGUGGAACAAAAGCUUCUCCUGAUAGUAAAUGCCAAAACAUGUAUUUGAGAUCUUCCGAAGACUUUUGUCUAUUUGGACCUCAUGAUCUUUCGGGUGUUUCUGAAACUGAGCGUGAGGCUGUUUCUUAUUGUACCAAAGACGGGCAUGGAACACGUCUUAUUCCUCCUGGUACAUUUGAGAGCGUACAUUUUGUGCACACACCCCACUAUGUCCAAAUCACUGGUCGUGGGAACUUCACGAAGAUUAAUGUAAAAGCAGGAGAUGACGGAGGUGAACUUGAUGCUGCUGGUUAUGACGCCAGAGGAAAUCCUAUCGGUGGAGUGGUCUUUGGACGAAACAAUCAAUUUGAACAUUGGACUGAGUUUUUACUUCCUGAUGAGUUUUGUGUUCGAGCUUGUUUCAAAGGUCCAGAUGAUUGGAGAUACUGUAACCACAUGUAUGAUAUCAUGGCUUGUCGAUGGAACAUUCCUGGAGACUAUUCACCAGGAUUUGAUGAUUGUGAAGGUGAAGAUGUACCACAUCCUAUGGGAGAAUACCUUCAACCUGAUGGUAAAAUUAAGGUCUGGAAACAAGGUGAUAUGCCUGCACCUCCACCAGGAGCACCUGGAAAGUUAAAGAGCUGUCGUCGAACUUCGUCCCCCGGUGCAUUGUACAAUGGUACUAGCGCAAACACGACCUCCCCUGCUCAGAACUCCACUGUUCCUCGACACAACACGACUAUGCCAGGUCAAAAUGGUACUAUGCCUCGACGGAACUGGACUACGCCCGGUCAAAACAAUAACGGCUCUAUCAAUGGUUCAUCAGGAUCUGAGGAUAACUAUCCUACUGGCUCUUCUGGUUACGAUCCUAAGUCAUCUCCGGACAACCGAACUUCUGAAUCUGGCGACUAUCCUACCAAUUCAUCAGGUUGGGCCACACCCGAUCAGAACAAGACUGGUGCUACUGGAUCUGAGGACAACUACCCUACUGGCUCCUCUGGUUACGAUCCCAAGUCUUCGUCCAACAACCAAACUCCAGAAUCUGGCGACUACCCCACCAACUCAUCAGGUUGGGCCACACCCGAUCAAAACAAGACUGGUGCUACUGGAUCUGAGGAAAACUACCCUACUGGCUCCUCUGGUUAUGACCCAAAAUCUUCUUCGAACAACCAAACUCCCGAAUCUGGCGACUACCCCACUAACUCAUCAGGUUGGGCCACACCCGAUCAAAACAAGACUGGUGCUACUGGAUCUGAGGAAAACUACCCUACUGGCUCCUCUGGUUAUGACCCAAAAUCUUCUUCGAACAACCAAACUCCCGAAUCUGGCGACUACCCCACUAACUCAUCAGGUUGGGCUACACCCAAUUCAAACAAGACUGGUGCUACUGGAUCUGAGGACAACUACCCUACUGGCUCCUCUGGUUAUGACCCAAAAUCUUCUUCGAACAACCAAACUCCCGAAUCUGGCGACUACCCCACUAACUCAUCAGGUUGGGCUACACCCAAUUCCAACAAGACUGGUGCUACCGGAUCUGAGGACAACUACCCAACUGGCUCUUCUGGUUACGAUCCCAAGUCUUCUUCGAACAACCAAACUCCAGAAUCUGGCGACUAUCCUACCAACUCAUCAGGCUGGGCUACACCCAAUUCAAACAAGACUGGUGCUACCGGAUCUGAUCCAAAGCCUUUACCGAACAACCAAACUUCAGAAUCUAGCGAUUACCCCACUACCUCAUCCGAUAGUGACCCAAACUCAGCUGAGAACCAAGUGAUAUCUGAAACCGGUGGUAACUCAAACUCAGAUAACUUUAAUACCACACCUGAUCAAAACAAAACUGGUGCUACUGGAUCUGAGGAUAACUAUCCUACUGGCUCUUCUGGUUAUGAUCCAAAGUCUUCUUCGAACAAGGACAACCAAACUCCUGAAUCUGGCGACUACCCGACUAACUCAUCGGGUUGGGCUACACCCAAUUCAAACAAGACUGGUGCUACCGGAUCCGAGGACAACUACCCUACUGGUUCCUCCGGUUACGAUCCUAAGUCAUCUCCGGACAACCACACUUCCGAAUCUGGCGACUACCCCACGAACUCAUCAGGUUGGGCCACACCUGAUCAAAACAAGACUAGUGCUACUGGAUCUGGCGAAAACUACCCAACUGGUUCAUCUGGCUCUGAUCCCAAGUCUUCACCGGAAAAGCAAACACCCGAAUCUGGCGACUACCCCACCACGUCAUCCGAUACCGAUCCAAACUCAGCUGAGAACCAAGUGAUGUCUUCAACGGGUGAUACCUCUAAUCCAGAUAACUUUAAUAUGGGAUCGAUUUCGAAAGAUAUGAAAGAUGGAAUGCAAAAGAUGGUAGAAGAUUUUAAUCAAGAAGUCACUUAUCCUGGUAUGGAUCAAUCACUUAUGCCUUCUGAUGGAAACUCAGAUCGUCAUGAUCAUGAGAAAUCAGUGACUCGAACUUGGUCUACUCAAAGUUCUUCGACUAAUUUAUUGACUAACCCUUCUGAUUCUACUGAUCCUAAUGCGAUUACUAGUCCUACUCAACAGUAUGGUAAAUCUCAAGAUGGUAAAGCUGAGGAUGGUAAACCUGUAGAUGGUAAACCUGUAGAUGGUAAAUCUCAGGAUGAAAGCAAAGAUGGUAAAUCUGUAGAUGGUAAAUCUCAGGAUGAAAGUAAAGAUGAUGAAGAAGAAGGUGAAUGUUAUCCUAGCGAGGAAUAA
This is a messenger RNA of Melampsora larici-populina 98AG31, 2829 nucleotides long. RefSeq lists its product as uncharacterized. The transcript is spliced from 11 exons. The coding region runs from base 1 to 2829 and encodes 942 amino acids. The record is from RefSeq and is a predicted model, not a curated record. NCBI's taxonomy places the organism in Eukaryota, Fungi, Basidiomycota, Pucciniomycetes, Pucciniales, Melampsoraceae.